Molecule: messenger RNA, 342 nt
Organism: Meloidogyne enterolobii
Lineage: Eukaryota; Metazoa; Nematoda; Chromadorea; Rhabditida; Meloidogynidae
Source: the annotation of a GenBank genome assembly
AUGAGCGAAAUUAAUGCUAAAAUGCGUAGUAGAAUAAAUAGCAAUGUUAGUGAUAAUAAGAAAAAGUUAACUACCUCUAGGCCUAAUAUUCCAUUUAACGAACCACGAAAUUCUAUGGAGAGUGAAUUUCGACCUAGGAAAAAGCUAAUACCUGAAAAAAGAAAAACAGUUAAGCUGGAGAUGGGCUCUGUGCAAGAUGAAAAUCGCUAUAACGCCUUCAGACGUAAUCCAAGAGCAAUGAUAAGAAGACUUUCAAGGGCAGCAUCUUUCAAAAAUGCUUCCUAUUCUUUGGAUUUGCAAGGCAUACUUAAUCAAUUCGAGAAGGUACAUACAUGCAAUUAA